Echinococcus granulosus is the source of this 1188-nucleotide messenger RNA. Its product is annotated as O-phosphoseryl-tRNA(Sec) selenium transferase. The transcript is spliced from 4 exons. Gene Ontology annotation, biological process: selenocysteine incorporation; conversion of seryl-tRNAsec to selenocys-tRNAsec. Lineage: Eukaryota; Metazoa; Platyhelminthes; Cestoda; Cyclophyllidea; Taeniidae. Gene Ontology annotation, molecular function: tRNA binding; O-phosphoseryl-tRNA(Sec) selenium transferase activity. The record is from RefSeq and is a predicted model, not a curated record. Bases 1 to 1188 code for a protein of 395 amino acids.
AUGGGUCGGCAAAAGCGAGUCAAGAAGAAUGGAAAUGUGGCCUUGCCAAAGAAAGCCGAGGAGGAUGGCCAUUCAGCGCAUGCUGACCAGCUCUCCUCCGACUUGGACGCCAUAAGAGCAGCCAUGCUCGAUCCUGAGGAAGCUCUCAGAAGGAGAGAGGGAGUAUCGACUUCACCUUCGCAAGACCAGACCUCAAACCUGGGACCAAAGUCGAUUGUUUGCGUGCUUUCUACCACCAGCUGCUUCGCCCCUCGAGUUCCUGAUCGGCUGCCGGCAAUAACCCGCCUCUGUAAGGUGUGGGGAGUACCGCACUUAGUGAACAAUGCCUACGGUGUACAGUCGAAGCGGUGCAUGCGUCUCAUCGAGUCUGCCUGGGCUGAAGCUCGUCAACCGGCAGUUUGCAAGCAAACGGAAGGGGAGGAGAGGGAUGUUGGUGGUGGUGGAAAUGUGGAUGAUUUGACCCCCCUCGACCUUAUCUACGUACAGUCGACGGAUAAGAACCUCAUGGUGCCCGUGGGUGGCGCAGUCAUUGCUGUAUUUUCAAAGAGCCUGCUCCAGGAGAUUGCUGAAUCCUAUCCUGGUCGUGCCUCAGGCUCACCGUCUUUGGAUGUGUUCGCCACCCUGCUACACCUCGGUCGUUCUGGCUGGGAGGAUCUGUUGGCGCAGCGAGAGGCAUGCUAUCUUCAGCUUUCCGAGGGUUUGCGUGCUCUAGCGGCCAAGCACGGUUUGCGUCUCAUGGAUACUCCCGAGAAUCCAAUCUCUCUCGCCCUCUCCCUCCACGCUCUCUGCAGCGGCUGCAAUGACGAUGGCGAUGCCGUAGACGGCGAAGUUGACGCAGACGCAACGGGUCUCGACCCCGACAUUCUAACUCAACUUGGUGCUAAUUUGUUCACGCAAGGAUGCUCUGGUGUCCGAGUGGUUGUGUCAGCGGCAAUGGAGCGUCGAAGCGGUCUGCCGGCGAAGGUGGUGGCAGGCGUGCGGCUGGAGGGUUUCAACUCCCAUAGCGCCGCUUCCAGCGAGGCCUACAUGAACGCUGCGGCAGCUCUGGGUCAGACGCCGACAGAAGUGGACGUCUUCCUUUCUCGUCUGGACAAGGCCCUCUCCUCCUUUCAGCGGCGACAACGGCAACAACAACAACGACGAUCACAGGAUCAAGACCCCACUGAAUGGCUCAAUGGUAGCCUUUAA